AUGGGUAGAAUAGUGAUCGAACUAUUCGUUAACCAGGCGGUGAAUGCGACGGACAACUUCUUACAGUUAUGCAAAUCCAAGUCAUACAAAAAAACAUAUUUCCAUCGAGUGAUCUGCAAUUUCAUGGUACAAGGAGGUAAUAACGAGGUCAAGAGCCCGAUAACCGAAAGUGCCUACCCCUAUGAUGGGGAGAAGAAGUUGGCUAAGGGUGGUCACUCUAUAUUCAAAUCCAACGAGAAUAGCUAUGGAGAUUUUAAAGAUGAGAACUUGGGUAAUUUGGACAAUUCAUUUCUCGUCUGUAUGGCAAAUUUGGGAAGACCAAAUACCAACAGAUCGCAGUUCUUUAUCACCACUGCUAGUGCUAGUCAUUUGAACGGUAAGCAUACCAUUGUGGGAAAAGUUACUCAUGGUAAGAGUGUUGUAAGGGCUAUAGAGCAUGUUGAGGUGUAUUCUACGGACCCAGAAGAUGCUCGGGGUUGGAUUCCCAAAGAUCCAGUGGUGGUGGCAGAUUGUGGUGUUUGGAACAAGGAUAAAGAUGACACUCCGGUUUACUGCUGUUGUGAGGAUAGUCUUGGAGGAGAUGUGUUUGAAGAAUACCCAGAUGAUAAUGAGAGGCUAGAAGAGAUGAAUCUCAGUUUGGACAACCCGGAACAGGCCUACAGCAUCUGUCUUGUGAUCAAAAAGUCGGCGACGAUGCUAUUGCAGCACAAGAGAUAUCAGGACAGUUUGUACAAGUACAAGAAAGCGAUGAGGUAUUGCAACGAGCUUUUACCUGACGAGGAGAAGCAUAAAGAGGAUUAUGACAAGUUUCUUGAUUUAAAAAAGACGUUGUAUCUCAAUUUGGCAUUUGUUUCGUUACAAUUGCUAGAGUACCAGAAGUGUAUCGAUUAUUGUGGGUAUCUAUUUGAGUUCAUUAACGAUAAUAAAGGGGUUAAGUUGACAUCGAUUCAGGUGAGCAAGGCAUUUUUCCGCUUGGGUAAAGCAUUCGAGGGAUUGAAGAGGUAUACGGAAGCAUUGGAUGCUCUCAAGAAUGGUCUAGCGGUGAAUAUAGAAGAUGCCGGAAUUAAAGCAGAGGUUGUCAAAGUGAAGAAGUUAAAGUUUGAGUCUGAGAAGGGUGAACGUAUGAGAUAUGCCAGGUUCUUUAACUAA
Molecule: messenger RNA, 1149 nt
Organism: Brettanomyces nanus
Lineage: Eukaryota; Fungi; Ascomycota; Pichiomycetes; Pichiales; Pichiaceae
Exons: 1
Coding region: 1-1149 (382 amino acids)
Biological process (GO): protein folding; protein peptidyl-prolyl isomerization
Molecular function (GO): protein binding; peptidyl-prolyl cis-trans isomerase activity
Source: RefSeq, a predicted model, not a curated record